AUGGCCGAACCAUCUGGAUCACAAGGUUCCUUGAGGAGACGUCAAGGAGGAGGUGCUAUAACUAACAGAGCUAGUAGCUCAGCAACUAUGCUGAAAUUCUACACUGAUGAUUCUCCUGGACUUAAAGUUGACCCAGUGGCAGUCAUAAUCAUAGCUCUUGCUUUCAUCGGAUCUGUGUUCUUGCUUCACAUCUACGGCAAGUUCACUCGUGGAUAG
Messenger RNA from Paraglomus brasilianum, 216 nucleotides. Lineage: Eukaryota; Fungi; Glomeromycota; Glomeromycetes; Paraglomerales; Paraglomeraceae. The record is from the annotation of a GenBank genome assembly.